Trichoderma virens Gv29-8 is the source of this 24540-nucleotide messenger RNA. Its product is annotated as non-ribosomal peptide synthetase. The record is from RefSeq and is a predicted model, not a curated record. Gene Ontology annotation, molecular function: catalytic activity; phosphopantetheine binding. The transcript has 2 exons. The coding region runs from base 1 to 24540 and encodes 8179 amino acids. Gene Ontology annotation, biological process: amino acid activation for nonribosomal peptide biosynthetic process; secondary metabolite biosynthetic process. Lineage: Eukaryota; Fungi; Ascomycota; Sordariomycetes; Hypocreales; Hypocreaceae. Gene Ontology annotation, cellular component: cytoplasm.
AUGGCUCCCGAAAGCCUUGAAAUGCGAGACCGAAUGGAAGGGGAGCUUUUAAAAGAUGAAUCUAUCCAACAGGCCAAAAUCAUAAAUUUGGCAUGGCAGAACGAUGAACCCCAGUGGGUUGUGGCUAUCUCUCUGAUCAGAUUGGAUGGACAAGAGCAAGCAGAAGCCUCCAGUAUCACCAAGAGAGCCCACAAAGCCCUUCGGAAAUUUAAGGAUCAGAACACGGAUGAAAAAUUCACAGUUCCAAAGAAAUGGACUGUUCUUGACGGGCUUCCCACCACCUCUGAGGGGCAGGUGGAUGAGAAGGCCCUUUAUCGCCUAUUGACUGCUUGGGAUAUGAACGAAUCCAGCCUUUCACCGAAAGAAAAGAGGGCACGUAUAGCAGCCCAAGCAGCUCGUGCCGAUACCCAUCGAAUUCCCCGCGAUGAAAUCCCCACAGAAGAGACGGAGCUGGUGUUGCGAGAAUUCUGGGGUAGGGUUCUCAAUUUGGAACCUCAGAAUAUUGGUAUAAGGGACAACUUUUUGGUCCUUGGUGGAGAUUCUAUCAACGCCAUCGAGCUUGUUGCAUUGGCUGAACAAUAUGGAAUCGGAUUAACGGUCACCGCAAUUGUUGGCAACCCUGAACUCCGAAAGAUGGCUACCAUGGCAGUCCUGGAUGAGGCACACAACGAUGAGUAUAAUGCCGAGCCUCUGAGUUUGCUACCACAAAUGGAGGUGGAUUCAAUUAUGAGAGAAGUUCGAACUAAAUGUGGACUGACGGAUGACGAUAUCAUCCAGGAUGCCUUCCCCUGCACAGCGCUUCAGGCGGGUAUCAUGGCAUUAUCGGAGAAGCAACCUGGAUCGUACAUGACGAGGCAGAUUUACGAGCUGCCAAGUCAUGUUGACGCCUCUCGGUUCAAGGCAGCAUGGGAAGAGACGGUAGAUCGCUGCGACAAUCUUCGCACCCGAUUGUUACCCGUCAAUGGCCAAACGAUCCAAGCAGUGAUCAAGGGAGAUACAGCUUGGGAAGACACCGCUAACGAAACGAUUGAUUCGUUCAUAGCGAAAUCCAAAGACAUAACGAUGACUUAUGGAACCCGUUUGUGUCAGUACGGAUUAGUGAAUGAUGUAGAUGGCAAGUCAUACUUUGUCUGGAUUAUCCACCACGUGAUAUUUGAUGGAUUGACUGCGCGCAUCAUCCUUGACAACUUAUACCAGACCUACCAUGGCCAAGGAGCGAGCAUCUUGCAACCGUAUUCGAGCUUCAUCAAGUACGUCACAUCGAUUGAUCAGGAUGCUGCGAGCAGUUUCUGGAAGACGCAGCUGCAAGACGCGCGUCGGGCCAACUUUCCUCGCAACCUGAGCGCAAGAUCCGAAAUGGCUAGUCGUGCAAUGACAAAAGAGAUUUCGUUUCCUUACACGGCUGAAAUGCCUGUCACAAAGGCGACCAUUUUGAGAGCUGCGUGGGCUAUUGUCUUGGCCCGAUAUUGCGAUACGGAUGAUGUUUGCUUUGGAACCACUGUUUCUGGAAGACAAGCCCCUGUCCCUGGUAUCAACCAGAUGCCUGGAUUUGUGAUUGCUACGGUCCCGGUUCGGAUUCGCCUUAACCGUGGCGAGUCUGUUGCUGCAUUCUUGCAAAGUGUCCAGGCACAAGCAUCUGAAAUUGUUCCUUUUGAGCAAUACGGCUUACAGAAUAUCGCAAAACUCAGUGAAGAUGCGAGAGAUGCCUGCGAUUUCAGCAACUUGUUUGUGAUUCAGCCAGCGAAGUCGUUGACCUCUGCGGCGGAUUCUGGAUCCAAGGACGCGAUAUUGUUGCGCGGCAGUGCUGCAGAGAAUAAACUGUCUGACCCAUCCGCGCAGAAUUACUUCAGCUAUCCACUCGUUCUUGAAACUCUCCUUGAUGACAACCGCGUCGACUUACAAAUAACGUAUGACUCCAAUUCAAUCAGCGGCGAUGCGCUCGAGGCGUUGUUUCAUCACUUCGAACAUGUCACUCAGCAGCUUUUUCAAGCAUCGGACCGGCCGCUCAGUACAAUAGAUGUUACUGGAAAAUGGGACUUGGAAUGUGCAAAAAGAUUUAACCCCGAAGUGCCAGAGAUUGUGGACCUUUGCAUCCACCAGAUGUUUGAGAACCAAGCCUUGAGACGGCCAACUGACCUUGCAAUCUGCGCAUGGGAUAAGACCUUUACGUAUAGUGAGCUUAGCAGAGCGUCAAACAGGCUAGCACAUCAUCUUGUGAACAAGCUCUCUAUUCAAAAAGAGGAUUUAGUUCACGUAUGUUUCGAAAAGUCGGCCUGGUUUAUUGUUGCCAUACUAGCGAUCAACAAAGCCGGCGCAGCCUGGGUUCCUUUGGACCCUUCUCAUCCAGAACAACGACUGAAACAAGUCGUCUCACAGACCAGGGCAAAAGUUGCCUUGGCCUCAUCGACAUACUCAGCACUAUGUGCCGGUCUCGUUGACUCUGUUGUCGAAGUGUGUUCGAGCUUAGACGAGAAACUCGUACACUACGAAUGCAGCGCGCGAGGACCAAAAGUUAAUGUAUCACCACGGAACGCUGCAUAUGUAUUAUUUACAUCUGGAAGCACAGGAACCCCCAAGGGUCUGGUAAUGGAACAUGGCUCUGUUUGCACAAGCCAGGUGGCUAUUGCCAAACGACUUGGCAUGACGCCUCGCGUUAGGAUGCUGCAAUUUUCCGCAUAUGUAUUCGAUGUCUCCGUGGGAGAAAUUGUACAGCCACUUAUUAAUGGCGCAUGUUGCUGUGUGCCCUCAGAAGCUUCUCGCAUGAACAAUCUUGCCCAGUUCAUUCGUGAUAAGCGUGUCACCUGGGCCUACUUUACGCCCUCAUUCGCGCGGACAAUCAAUCCCGCAGAGGUUCCGGAUCUUGAGCUUAUGUUGUUUAUAGGAGAGGCUGUUCAACGUGAUGUCUUUGAUAUGUGGGUUGGAAAAACAAGGCUUAUAAACGCCUGGGGACCGGCAGAAACGUGCGUUUUCAGCAGCAUCCAGGAAUGCUACUCAACAGACGAGUCUAAUCUUAAUAUUGGGCGACCAGUUGGCGCCUUUUGCUGGAUUGUUGAUCCUGUGGAUCCUCAGCAACUUGCACCGAUUGGUACUGUUGGUGAAAUCGUCGUCCAAGGCCCAACCGUCUUGCGAGAGUAUCUACGUAACCCGGAGAAGACUAGCGAAGCAAUUGUUACGAUGGUACCUGACUGGGCACCUUAUCGCAAAUCACGAUACUGGAACAGAUUUUAUAAAACGGGAGACUUGGCUUAUUAUAAUCCUGCUGGAACCAUGGAGUUUCUUAGUCGCAAGGACACUCAGGUCAAGAUUCGAGGUCUUCGCGUCGAGCUCGGUGAUAUUGAGCAUCACAUACAAAAUACUUGGAAAAGUGUAUGCCAAACGACCGUGGAUGUCUUCAAGGCAGAGACAGGCUCUCAACUGGUGGCCUAUAUCUGCUUUAAUAAAGAAAGGCGCGCGACCAGUAAAGUCAGUACUGAGAAUGAUAACCUUUUCUUGCCAUUCACCGAAGAAAUGCGAUCACAAGUCACAGCGAUUAUCGGCGAACUCAGCAUUUUACUCCCACCCUAUAUGAUUCCCAAAGUAUUCAUCCCUUGUCGUUUCAUGCCAGUUGUCUCUUCGGCAAAACUGGACAGGAAUAAGUUGCGGGAUACCACGCAGAGAUUGAAUCGACAUGAGUUGGCCCAGUACUCCCUGGCCUCAAAUAACACACGAAAACCUGAGACUGCAGCUGAGAUUCGCAUGCAGAAGCUAUGGGCAGGGGAAUUGAAGAUUGCAGCAGAGUCGAUAGGACGAGAUGACAGCUUCCUUCACCUUGGUGGCGAUUCACUUGUGGCGAUUCAGCUUGUGGCUUCAGCUCGCAAUGUGGGCUUGUCACUCACUGUCAAGGAUGUUUUCGAUGAUCCACGACUAUGGGCAGUAUCGCUGAAGGCUAUUGAGGUUGAUGGAAACAACAGUGCAUUGCCUCAGAUCUCUCCGUUUAAUCUCUUGAAUAGCAUAAUCAACACAACUGAUGUUAUUGAGAGGUUGAGAAAACUAUGUGGACUAUCAAUAGAAUCCACUAUAGAAGAUGCAUUCCCGUGUACCUCACUCCAAGAAGGUCUCAUGGCAUUGUCAACUACUCAACCGGGUUCAUACAUUGCCAAAUAUCUGUAUCGACUACCAGACGAUGUCGAUAUUAUGAUAUUCCAAACUGCAUGGGAAGAAACGGUCUGCAUUUGCUCCAACUUGCGAACGAGAAUCGUCUUGGUUGACGAUAUUUGUGUUCAGGUCGUAGUAAAAGAUGAUGGUGCAUGGGAUCCGGCUGAAGGGAUGAGUCUCGAUACUUACACACGAGGAUCUCAAAAUUUGACAAUGGGAUAUGGGUCACGACUUUGCCACUAUGCAAUCAUUCAAGAGAGCGGAGAUGGCUUCUACUUUGCUCUCAAUGCUCAUCAUUGCGUGUUUGAUGGAUGGAGUUUGCCGCUCAUAUUCGCUACGCUAUCUGCGAAAUAUCACAACAAGACCGCCCCAAAACUCAUGCCGUAUGUCCAUUUUGUCAAAUAUGCAAUGGGAAUAGAUAGAGAGGCUGCAGGAAAUUAUUGGCGCUCUCAGCUUCAGGGCGCCCAGCCUGCUUCAUUCCCCUCUGUUGAGGAGACGCAAUCGCGGAGCAAGGUGACCCGUGUGAGAACUCAUAACAUACAAUUCCCGCAGCUUGUUAACCAGUCGGUCACCAAGGCAUCAAUUCUGCGUGCCGCUUGGGCAAUUGUGCUCUCUAGAUAUAGUGAUACCAAUGACAUCUGCUUCGGCACCAUAGCCUCGGGUCGCAAUGCCAACAUGCAGGGCUUAGAAUCGGUUCCUGGCUUAGUUGUUGCUACUAUACCUGUGCGAGUUAAGCUUGAUCGCCAGCAGUCAAUCAAAUCAUUUCUUCAACACAUUCACAAUCAAGCCAUCGAAAUGAUUCCGUUUGAGCAAUAUGGCCUACGGAGUAUUUCGAAGCUGAGUAAGGAAACUCAGCAGGCGUGCGAUUUCACCAGCCUUUUGGCAGUGCAGCCGGCUUACGCACAUAAUGUUGCUGACUCUCUGCUAGCAUCCGUCAAUUCUGCUGGUGAGCUUUAUGAAAAAAUGUUGCAGAAUUAUCUCAGCUACCCGCUAGCAUUGCAGUGCAAUCUGGGGGAAGACCAAGUGGCAGUAGAAUUCAUCUAUGACGAGAAUGUAGUCUCUGAAUGGAGAAUCCAAGCAUUAUUAAUACACUUUGAAGCUGUUGUUCGACAACUAUGUCAGCAAGAAGAUAGCGAGCUUGGUUCUAUUGCCAUAGCUGGUGCUUGGGAUCUCCAGCAUGCCACUGAAUUGAAUCCUCCAAUAACGAUUAUUGAAAACCGCGUUCCUGACCUGAUAUCCAUGCAAGUCACAGAGAGGCCGAAGCAAGAGGCUAUUUUCUCCACUGAACGAUGUCUAACAUAUGCCGAGCUUAAUCGGCUAUCCAGCCUUCUGGCUUCCCACCUCUUCGAUCUAGGAGUAGGACCAGAGGUCAUUGUUCCGUUUUGCAUGGAAAAGUCUGUUUGGGCAAUUAUUGCUAUGCUUGCUAUCAUGCAAGCGGGCGGAGCAUAUCUUCCACUUGAUCCUUCACAUCCGAUAAAUCGAAGACGCAUGAUCGUCGAAGAAGUUAAUGCUAGUAUAAUAAUAGUAUCGCCUUUAACGUCUUCAGCAUGCGAUAAGCUGGCGAAAAACGUUAUCGUGUUAUCAUCUUCGAUGAUAGAGGGACUCUCUACGUCUUUACAUCAUACUCCCUAUCAAACAGAGAGGUAUUCUCCUAGCAAUGCUGCUUACGUGCUAUUUACUUCGGGCUCAACAGGCAAACCGAAGGGCACAGUUAUCGAGCAUUCUGCUGCUUGUACCAACAUUGUAGAUCUUGCAAAAGCUAUGGGAUGGAGUGAUGCUUCAAGAUGUCUCCAGUUCUCGUCUUAUACAUUUGACCCUAGUGUAACAGAAAUCUUUUCUACUCUUGCGUUUGGUGGCACCGUUUGUGUGCCGUCCGAAAUGGAGCGUCUGCAAAGCGCUGGCGAGUUCAUGCAGAGAGCAAAUGUCAAUACAGCGGUUCUUACACCGUCAUUUGCGCAAAUAAUAACCCCAAAGGAGCUACCUCAGCUUGAAACACUGGUUCUUCUCGGCGAGGCAUCUACCAGAAAUUUGUUGGACACAUGGUGUAAACAUGUUAAGCUCAUCAACGGAUACGGUCCGACAGAGAUCACGGUUUGUUGCACUAUGCACGAAUUCAAAAUAAGUGAUACUCCUACAAAUAUUGGCCGACCGUUUAACAGCGCCUGCUGGAUCGUUGAGCCAGAUGACUAUAAUAAGCUUGCGCCUAUUGGUUGCGUCGGCGAGCUGGUCGUCCAAGGAUAUACUCUGAGCCGUGGCUACAUAAAUGAACCUGAGAAGACGAAGGCAGUGUUUCUUUCAAAAAUAAAGUGUAUUUCAUCCGGGCCUCAGCAGUUUUAUUUAACUGGCGAUUUGGUGAAAUACAAUGCCAAGGGCGAAAUUGAGUAUCUCGGUCGCAAAGACAAACAAGUCAAGAUUCGCGGGCACCGUUUGGAGCUCGGUGAAAUCGAAUCCGGCAUCAAACGAAUUAUGCCAGAGAUUGCUCAAGUGGGUGUUGAGGUUCUGAGACGAGAAACUGGAGAUUUCCUGGUUGCGUUUGUAUCUUUUAAAGAAGGGAAUAAAAACCCUCUGACAGAUAACUUUGUUCCCCUGGAGCAGGCGAUACGCGAGCGAAUCCUGACAUUAGUUGAUCAACUGAAAGAAGAACUGCCAAGUUACAUGAUACCCAAGCUGACCAUACCUCUUCGCGAGUUACCGUUUAAUGCAGCGAUGAAGCUUGAUAGAGAAAAAUUACAGGCUUCAGUGAAGGACUUUACAAUGGAGCAGCUCAUGACGUAUUCAUUGUCAGAGAGAGAGAGAGUUGCUCCAACAACAGAGAUGGAGCUGCAACUGCAAAGCAUGUGGGCGCGUGUGUUAAAGAUUGAAGCUGAAACGAUUGGGAAGAAUGAUCAGUUCUUCCAAAUUGGCGGUGACUCUCUUUCAGCAAUUCGACUCUCUUCUCUGGCAAACCAGCAAGGAAUUAAGCUGUCUGUAGCAACAAUAUUUGCUGAAUCUAAGCUGUCGGCAAUGGCUGCCGCCGUGACUGCGGGAGAUGUCGAGAAAGACCUUCAGUUAGUACCAUUCAGCUUACUUCCUUUUGAAGCAACAGACUCAGUCACAAAUAUUAUCCGAAAAAAGUGCAACUUAUCAGAAAGCCAGAAUAUCCAGGAUAUAUAUCCUUGCACUGCCUUUCAGGAAGGACUUAUGGCCCUAGUUGCAACCCGACCCGGCUCUUACAUUGCGAAGAAUAUCUACAAAAUUCCGGCUUCUAUUGAUGUAAUCGCGUUCAAGGCAGCUUGGGAACGAACAAUCGAGCUGUGUGACAAUCUCCGAACAAGAAUUGUGUCAGUUGAUGGAGCCUUCCUUCAAGUAGUUUUGGAUCGUGAUGUUUCUUGGGAUAGAGCUUCAUCAUCCGACAUUCAGUCUUGUAUAUCGCGUUCAAGACGUAUCAUAAUGGAUUAUGGAUCGCGCCUUUCGCGCUAUAGUGUUUUGGAGGGCGAGGAUGGCGAAGUGUAUUUCUUAUGGACAAUCCAUCACGCUAUUUUUGAUGGAUGGAGUCUUGGUGUAAUCAUCAAAACGCUGACCGCGCUGCUGAGAAAUCACGCACUGCCAAUCCUAUAUCCUGUUCGGAAUUUCAUCAAAUACUCAUUGGAACUGGAUACCAAGGCGGCAAAUAAGUAUUGGCUUAAUCAAUUGCAAGAUGCGAAGCGAGCUUCGUUUCCUUCUUUACCAUCACGACGACAGCCCAGCUUGGACAUGAAGAAGACGAGCGUCUUUGUCAGAAAUAUUGAGCUUCCUGCGACUGAGCGUAGCUCCAUCACGAAAGCUACGAUCAUGAGGACCGCCUGGGCCAUGAUUCUUGCUAAAUACUGUGAAAGCAACGAUGUGUGCUUUGCAACAACGGUAGCUGGGCGCAAUGCCCCAGUAGUCGGGCUGGAAUCAAUGCCAGGAGCGACGAUUGCCACUGUACCCGUGCGUAUCCGCAUUGACAAAAAUGAGAAACUGGCUGGAUUUCUUGAUAGGGUCCAACUUCAAGCCUCUGAAAUGGUCGCAUUCGAGCAGUUUGGUCUCCAUAAUAUUACCAAACUAAGCCCACAGAUCAAGGAAGCGUGCGACUUUUCCAGUUUAAUGGUUGUACAACCUGUGGAAAUCGAGGAAUCCGAUCCAGUUCUUAUAUCCUUGAACGCAGAUGAAAAGCUUGCCCAAGAAACUUUACAAAAUUAUUUUACUUAUCCUCUGAUUCUCCACUGCUUCCUUGGAGAGGGAACAGUGAAACUGGCCUUCAUCUACGAGGCCAGUGUGCUUGCAGAAUCCCAAAUAAGAACCCUCUCGUUUCAAUUUGACAAUGUUACUCAACAGCUGCAUAUGUCUGCUAAUCGAGGUGUUGGAGAUGUUAAUAUUGCAGGGCAUUUCGAUCUAGAUUACGCCAUGACGGCGAAUGGCGAACCUCCUCAAGUUAUUGAAGAGUGCAUUCAUACACUCAUUGAAAGAGCGACUGUUAAUCAUUCGGAUUUGCCCGCCGUAUCUGCCUGGGACGCAAAAUUUACCUACAAGGAGCUUGAUACCAUUACUGAUAGACUUGCGAGUUAUCUCAUCUCCUUCUUUGGCGUCAAAAUAGGAGACAUAGUACAUGUUUGUUUCGAAAAGUCAGCCUGGUAUGUGGUCGCCACACUGGCGAUUAGUAAAGCUGGCGCAACAUGGUCACCCCUUGAUCCCUCUCAUCCACUUGAGAGACAUAAGCAAGUCAUUAGUCAAACUGGAGCGUCACUUGCUUUAACUUCGCCUAGCAACGUUUCAAAAUUAACCGAUCUGGUCACAAAAACUCUUGAAGUCACGGAACAGCUGAACAUUCAAUUGAUCAACGAACGUUGCUAUGAAAACAAACCUCGUGUUAAAGUGACAGCACGGCAUGCGGCCUAUAUACUCUUUACGUCAGGUAGCACUGGCACUCCAAAGGGCGUUAUAAUUGAACACGGUGCUCUGUGUAGCGCUCAAAUCGCUGCCAGUAAAAGGCUUGGCUUUGGUCGAGGCGUGAGAAUGCUGCAGUUUGCCUCAUUUGUAUUUGAUGCAUCGGUCGCAGAAAUUAUUACCCCUCUCAUAUCUGGUGCUUGUGUAUGCAUUCCAUCCUGGGAGACUCGGAUGAAUUCCAUCACGAAAUAUAUUCAGCAGGAACAAGUUACUUGGGCUUUGUUGACCCCUUCAUUUGCUCGCACAUUACACCCGGACGAUGUGCCUAGUCUCAAGCUUCUUAUACUAGGAGGUGAAGCUGUAGGGCGGGAUGUCUUUGAUCUAUGGUUUGGGAAACUCCGAUUGCUGAACGCCUGGGGGCCUACAGAGACUUGUGUGUAUGGAGCUAUUCACGAAUGGAAGUCAAGUGAAGAAUCACAAUUGACCAUUGGGCGACCGUUGGGUGGCUUUUGCUGGAUUGUCGAUCCAAAUGACUCGAGGAGGCUAGCACCUAUAGGGACAGUCGGCGAAGUUGUUAUUCAAGGUCCCAAUUUGUUCCGUGAAUAUCUAGCAGAUACGAAGAAAACCGCUGCAGCAACUGUACAAGUUCCGGAGUGGGCACCGUACCGCAACUCGAAACACUGGAGUCGUUUCUACAAGACGGGGGAUUUAGCCAUGUAUAAUCCGGAUGGAACGAUCCAUUAUCAUGGUCGCAAAGACAUGCAAGUUAAAAUUCGUGGUCUUCGUGUGGAAUUGGGUGAAAUCGAACAUCAUAUUCAUGCUGGAUUGGAAGGGGUUUGCCAAGUUGCUGUUGAUGUCCUGAAAACAGAUGUCUCUUCCAAUCUGGUUGCAUUUCUCUGUUUUAACGACGAUACGAUUCCCGCAGGCACACCCCUUCCAACCGAUCUUAUAUCUCCAUUCACAAACGACUUGAAGAGGCCGUUUCACAAUCUUCGUGAGCACCUCAACUCUGCUCUGCCGACGUAUAUGAUACCAGCGCUGUUUAUCCCUUGCAAGGCUAUACCAUUGGCUACCUCUGCAAAAAUGGAUCGAAAGAUGCUACUUGGAUUGAUCGAGCAGCUUGAUAGGCAAGAAUUGAAUCAGUAUGCACUGGAUGACAGGGAAGGAAAUAAAGACGUGCCAGAGUCUGAUAUGGAACGCCGUAUUCAAAAAUUGUGGAGUGAGAUUCUCAAUAUUCCACAAGAAUCCAUUUUUCGGGAUACCAACUUCUUGGGGAUUGGUGGUGACUCUGUUGCGGCUAUUCGACUUGUUUCCUUCGCUCACAACCAAGGCAUUCUGUUGACUGUCAGCGAUGUGUUUGAAGAUCCUAGAUUAUUCGCGGUAGCGGCCAGAGCGUGUUUGCUGAGAGAAGAUACUAAAGAUGCUUCUAUCCAGCCGUUUAGUUUAUUAGAGAAACAGCACCAAAACAUCGCAUCUAGCGACUCAGCGAAGAUUCUACUUGGGUUAUCUGGCGAAACCCAGAUUGAAGACGCAUAUCCAUGUUCUAAACUUCAAGAAGGCUUAAUGGCUCUGGCCGUGAAACAGCCGGGCUCGUAUAUCGCAAAAUUCAUCUAUCGUCUUUCUGACGACACAGAUGUUCCAAGGUUCAAAGAUGCGUGGCAGCGUACCGUUAAGGUUGCCCCAAAUCUAAGAACUCGAAUCGUUCAGUCGGGUGGCCAAUCUCUCCAACUCAUUGUUAGAGAAGACGUCUCUUGGGAUGAUAUUUGUGAUAGGUCACUGGAAGCGUAUCUGCAUGAGCUCCAACAGGUUCAAAUGAACUAUGGCUCUCGCCUUCGCCGCGAUUCCAUUCUCAGAGACGAUGCGCAUAAAAAGACAUAUUUCAUCCUAACACUUCAUCACGCUGUUUUCGAUGGUUGGUCUAUAAGAAAUAUCUUCAACAUACUACAAAAGCUGUAUUACGGUAUCGAUGAUGUUGGCGUCCAGCCAUACUCGAGAUUCAUUCAGUAUACCUUGGAGUUGAAUAACGAAGCCACCGUCAAGUAUUGGACAUCACAGCUACAGGGAGCUAAGCCAGUUUCAUUUCCGUCCAAGAAAACUAUUUUGGACUCGGCCGUCGCGAGUCCUGAUAAUGCUGGUAUUGUGAACAAGAUGAUUGGAGUCCCUACAAUAGCUACCCCAAGCAUAACAAUGGCCACAAUACUGCGAGCUGCUUGGUCCAUUGUUUUAGCCCGAUACUGUGAAACAGAAGACAUUUGCUUUGGAGCCACUGUUUCUGGCAGACAAGCCCCGGUACCCGGCCUUGUCGAUAUGCUAGGACCUAUCAUCGCGACUAUACCCGUGAGGCUCCGCACUGACUCCAACAGAUCUGUCUCGGAAUUUCUGCAUUAUGUGCAGGGGCAUGCUACUGAGAUGAUUCAGUAUGAACAAUUCGGUGUCCAAAGCAUCUCCAAGCUUAGCAAUGAUGCUAAAGAUGCCUGUGAUUUCUCGAGUUUGUUCGUUGUCCAGCCCAUGCAAUCUCUCCUUGGAGAUGGCGAUGAGAGUAUAAUGGUCGCUACAGAAGAAGGGAAAAAUGCGAACGCUUUCCACAAUUAUUUCAAUUAUCCUCUAAUCGUUCAAGGACACAUAUACGAAAGUCAAAUCCAACUUGUGCUCAUUUAUAAUAAAAAUGUCCUCUUAGAGCCGCAGCUAGUUGCUCUUUCGCACCAACUCGAACAUGCUGUUCAGCAGCUUGCUAUUCAGACAGACAUGGUUCUUGGAGAUAUACCAAAAUCAUCGAUUUGGGACAUCCAGCAGGCAAUCAGCCUCAAUUCCGAACUGCCCGAUAUUGUUGAUUCCUGUAUACAUACGCUUAUUGAGAAGCAUGCUACCAUUCGCCCAGAUUCCGUUGCGAUUGAUGCAUGGGAUGGCAGCUUCACUUAUGCGAGUUUGAAUCGCGCUUCAAAUCGCCUGGCGCACCAUUUGAUCAACAAUUAUGGAAUCCAGAUCGGGGAGCUUGUACACGUCUGUUUUGAGAAAACUGCUUGGUAUAUUAUUUCUAUACUAGCCAUUAAUAAAGCUGGAGCCACUUGGGUACCUCUGGAUCCGUCUCAUCCGCUGCAACGCCUUGCACAGGUCGUUUCACAGACAAAAGCAACUACUCUCCUGACGUCACCUACCAAUGCAUCCGUUUGCAAAAACCUAUUCUCCAAUGUAAUUGAAGUCACAGAAUCACUCGACAGAAAGCUGGCAAAAUCUUCAAAAACACUUGACAGCGAAUGCCCUAAAACCGACGUAUCCCCUGGUGAUGGGGCCUAUAUGCUGUUUACAUCUGGCAGUACAGGCACCCCCAAAGGUUUCUUGAUAGAACAUGUUUCUGUAUGCAUUAGCCAAACUGCCAUUGCGAAAAGGCUCGGCCUUACUCCAGAAGGCAGAAUGUUGCAGUUUGCCUCAUAUGUGUUUGACAUGUCCGUUGGUGAGAUCAUUCUAGCAUUGGUGGCUGGUGCUUGUGUUUGCAUACCGUCAGACCACAUUAGGAUGAAUGGGCUGUCCGGUUUUAUACGUGAUAUGAAUGUCACAUGGAUCUGGUCUACCCCUUCAUUCAUCCGAACCAUCAAGCCGCACGACAUACCCAACGUAAAGCUCAUGAUUUUAGCCGGAGAGGCUAUUCCACGAGAUGUACUCGCCACUUGGUUUGGUAAACUUCGCCUAGUCAAUGGCUGGGGACCCGCUGAAACCUGUGUUUGCAGCACUCUCCAUGAAUUUACUUCCAUUCAUGAAUCGGCUUUGACUGUGGGCAAACCUGUUGGUGGUUUUUGUUGGAUUGUAGACCCCGAUGAUUCCUCGAAGCUCUCCCCGAUAGGCACUAUUGGUGAGAUUGUUAUCCAAGGUCCGACUUUACUACGAGAGUACCUUGGAGAUCAUGACCGAACAAAGAGAACGAUUAUGACCUCUCUUCCCGACUGGGCUCCGUAUCGGGACUCGCAGCAUUGGAAUCGAUCUUACAAGUCUGGUGAUUUAGGUUUCUACAACCCAGAUGGCACCAUUGAAUUUUCAGCUCGAAAAGACACACAAGUCAAGAUUCGAGGCCUUCGAGUGGAGCUAAGUGAGGUCGAGCACCAUUUUCAGCUUGCUUUUCCAGAAACGAAGCAAGUGGCAGUCGACGUAUUUAAAUCUGACGGUGGAGCGAACUUGGUCGCCUAUUUUUGUCUGAGUGGUGAGAUAAGAACAGCCGAAGAUGAUAAUGGCACAGACGAUGUUCCAUUUCUCUCUAUCGACGACAAACUGCAGUCUCGCUUGACAGCAAUCGUGGGUGAGCUAACUGUCGCAUUACCUCGUUAUAUGGUCCCAGCACUUUUUAUCCCAUGCAGCUAUAUGCCGGUUAUUAUUUCCACAAAGCUUAAUCGUAAGAAGCUUCGCCAAUUGACAGCUGGAUUAUGCCAGCAGGAUCUUGCCUUAUAUUCACUAGUUGGAACCCAAAAACGCGCUCCUGAAACAUCCAUGGAGAAGUUGCUGCAAAAAAUCUGGGCGGAAAUCCUAAAUAUUUCGAUGGAUUCGAUCGGCCGCGAUGAUAGUUUCUUAGCUCUUGGCGGUGACUCGAUUGCGGCAAUUCACUUGGCUAAUACAGCACGCGAGGAUGGAAUAUUACUGACUGCGAAGAAUAUAUUCGAUGAUCCCCGUUUACUAGCAGUUGCUGCAACAGCCAGAAUCUUGGAUACGGUGGAAGAUCAAGUCUCCAAUAUGUCACCAUUCGAGCAACUUGAUAAAAACGCACGCACCUGGGUAACUGGAAAGACUCUAGCAGCCGAACUUCAAUUAUCAGGUAGCCAGUUAGUUGAGGAUGCUUACCCUUGUACUAAAUUGCAAGAGGGCUUAAUGGUUCUAAGUUUGAAACAGCCAGGAUCAUAUAUCGCAAAAUAUGUGUAUAGGCUGUCUAAAGAUGUGAAUCUCGAUCGAUUUAAGUCAGCCUGGGAUGAGACUAUUGAAUCUUGCGGUAUCUUGCGAUCGCGUCUGGUUCUUCACGAUGGAAUGUGUAUUCAGGUCGUGAUUAAAGAUGACGACCUAUGGGAAACUUCCAGCGGCAGCUUGGAAGAUGCGGUAGAGAAAAUUAAAUCUCUUCGAAUGUCUUAUGCGUCGCAACUAUCCAAUUUUACUAUCACAAAUGAUAAAAGUGGCAACAAUUACUUCUUGUGGACAGUUCAUCAUGCAAUCCAUGACGGGUGGACAAUCCCACUCAUAUUGCAAACUUUCUAUCAAUCUUAUCACGGGCGCACGGAUUUUAUUCCACAGCCGUUUUCCAAGUUCAUUUAUCAUUUAUCACAGAUUGAUGAGUCCGAUGCUCGUGCUUACUGGACCAAACAGCUUGCAAACGCUAGACCGGCAGUAUUUCCAGCCUCAAGAUCUGCCAGCAGUUCUACACGGACAACUCAAACCGGCUCGUUGACUACAAAUAUCAAUUUCUCUCACUCAAAUAGCUCAUUUAUCACAAAGGCAACAAUUCUUCGCGCAGCAUGGGCGAUUGUCUUGGCGAAAUAUUGCGAUAGUGACGACGUUUGUUUUGGCUCCACGAUAUCAGGUCGCCAAGCAUCACUGGACGGUUUACUAGAGAUAGCCGGACCAACAGUUGCCACAGUACCAGUCCGAAUUCGCAUAGACCGUGGGCAACUUGUAUCAGACUUCCUGCAAGACGUUCAACGCCAAGCAACUGAUAUGAUACCAUAUGAACAAUUUGGGUUACAGAACAUCUCGGGAAUCAGUCCCGAAGCUAAGGCAGCUUGCGAAUUCUCCAGUUUAAUGUUGAUUCAGCCUAUGCAAGAAGUUGCUGAGGACGGUAAUUUGAGUAGCAUUAUGGCCGCUGCAGACAAUGGGCUCGAUGCACAAGAAAGCCUAUUGCAAAAUUACUACACGUAUCCAUUAGUGAUUCAAGGGCAUGUUUAUAACGACCAUGUGGAUCUUGUCACGAUAUUUGACACGGCGAUCUUUUCUCAGUCCCAGAUGGAGGCUCUGGCGCGUCAAUUCAAUAGCGUGGUAGAGCAAUUAGUCCGGCAGCAAGGAAAGCAGAUUGGCCAAAUAUCUGUUGCCAGUCCGUGGGAUUUGCAGUUUGCUAUACAGUCAAAUGACAGUACACCUGCUAUUAUUGAUAGCUGCAUUCACACUCUCAUUUCGCAGCAGGUUAGACGAACACCAAAUGCCCUUGCUAUUCAUGCUUGGGAUGGUGAGAUGACAUACAGCCAGCUGGAUCAAAUAACUGAUAGACUGGCCUCACAUCUAGUGAAUGCAUUCCAUGUUCGUAUGGGAGAUAUCAUUCAUGUAUGCUUUGAGAAAUCCAUAUGGUACGUGGUGGCUAUCCUUGCCAUCAACAAAGCUGGCGCGGCAUGGGCACCAAUUGAUCCAGCUCAUCCCAUACAACGACUACAGCAAGUUGUACAGCAGACUAACGCUAACUUGACGAUGUCAUCUGUUGCUCAUGCUCAGUUAUGUACGGAAUUAACUAGAGAUGUGGUGGUGCUGGGCCCUGAGCUGUAUAAAAAACUACAAGACAAGCCUGAUGAUGGCAUGCCAAUCGUUGACGUGACUCCUGAUGAUGCAGCCUAUAUCUUAUUUACCUCGGGAAGCACUGGGACGCCUAAGGGAAUCGUUAUGGAGCAUAGAGCUCUUUGCACAAGCCAAACAGAUAUCAGUAAGCGACUGAACCUCACCAGUGACGUGAGGAUGCUUCAGUUCUCGUCAUUCGUUUUUGACGUUUCUGUUGGCGAGAUUAUGUCACCUCUUAUGCAUGGCGCUUGUGUUUGCAUUCCCUCUGAUGCUAUGAGGUUGAAUGGUAAACUCGAUGAAUUCGUUCGUUCAGCCAAUGUAACAUGGGCAUUCUUAACUCCAUCAUUUACAAGAACAUUAAAACCGGAGAACUUUACCAGUUUGAAGCUUCUGCUUCUCGUUGGCGAAGCCUUCCCACAAGAAGUACUUGACGCUUGGUGUGGGAGACUUCGACUCAUUAAUGCUUGGGGCCCUGCGGAAACCUGUGUCUUCAGCUCUAUACAUGAGUGGAAGGAUUCAUCUGAAGAGAUUACGACUAUUGGUCGCUCAGUUGGCUCCUAUGUCUGGGUGGUUGAUUCUAACGACCCAAGUCGCUUGGCGCCUAUCGGUUGCUAUGGAGAGAUUGUUGUACAAGGGCCAGCACUGCUUCGUGAAUACCUCUCAGAUCCCACGAGAACAUCAGAAGCAAUAAUAGCACACCUGCCUGACUGGGUGCCAAAUUACGCGACUAAGAGCUGGAACCGAUUUUACAAGACUGGCGAUUUAGGUUACUACAGCCUUGAUGGCAAACUUCAUUAUGUCGGCCGUAAGGAUACGCAGGUCAAAAUCCGAGGCUUGCGUGUUGAGCUGGGCGAGAUUGAGCAUCAGAUACGUAGCGCUCUUAGCAACGCCCAUCAGGUUUCAGUUGAUGUCUUUAAAAAUGAAACUGCUGCUCAUCUUGUUGCUUACAUAUGUUUUACAGACAGCACCAAGACACCACAACAGAUGCUUGAGCAAGACGACGAAGAUCUGCUCAUAACUAUGACCGAUGACUUGCAUGGCAUGCUGAAUGGGCUGGCUGAUGCAUUAAAUCUAGCCCUCCCUCGGUACAUGAUCCCAACGCUGUUCAUUCCUCUCAACUAUCUUCCUCUUAUAUCUUCAGCCAAGCUGGACAGAGUCAAACUCCGCCAGAUAAUUGGCAAUUUUUCUCAUGAGCAGUGGAACCAAUUUGCGCUGUUAGAUGGCACUCAAAAGCACAGUCCCGAGACCUCUAUGGAAGUCCGUCUGCAAACAAUUUGGGCAAAUAUCUUGAGCAUUCCCGCUGAGACAAUCGGCCGUGAUGAUAGCUUCUUACGUAUUGGUGGCGAUUCAAUCGGUGCCAUUCAGCUUGUUUCACUAGCUCGUGAUGCUGGUAUCCACCUCGAAAUAAGUCACAUCUUCGAAGACUCACGCCUCUGCUAUCUCGCAUCUAGAGCGAUAAAUAUUGAUCUCGCCAUAACUGAGUUGAGUGAUAAGAUUCAGCCGUUUAGUCUUCUUAGCCAUUCGACCAAGACGAAAGUACUCGAUAUUGGUCGCCGCAAGGAGUUUGGCCUCUCAGAGAAGGAAGUCAUUCAAGAUGCAUACCCUUGUACAAAACUUCAAGAAGGCCUCAUGGCUAUUGCAGCCUUGCAACAGGGUUCAUACUUUGCAAAGCAUCUAUUUAAACUCCCACCUCAUGUCAACAUUCCAUUAUUUAAGCUAGCAUGGGAACAAACUAUUACUGCUUGCAGUAAUCUACGAACGAAAAUAGUUCUUGUAGACAAUAUUCCGGUCCAGAUUCAGCUACAAGAGAAUCCUACGUGGGAAACUUCUUACGAUAACCUUGAAUCGUACAAACUUUCUUGCAAGAAUGCCAAUAUUAGCUACAAUUCGGCCCUCUGCAGCUACGGCCUCUUCCAAGAUGAUGGCCAAAACUUUUUUGCCCUCAAUAUCCACCACACUAUUUUCGAUGGUUGGAGUUUGUCGCUAGCUUUGCAGACCUUGUCGGCGGCCUACCAAGGAGCAGAUUUGCCGAAACUUGAGCCUUAUUCGAAAUUUGUCAAGUAUGUGAGAGACAUAGACGAACAAUCCGCUGCGGAAUAUUGGCAAAAGCAGCUGCAUGAAGCAAAGCCAGCAACAUUCACGCAACAGUUAAUCACAACCAGUAAUGAACAAGUUACUGCAAUACUAGAGCAGAAAAUUCACAUCCCACCCUCGACGAACACUUCUGUUACAAAAGCCACUGUCCUACGGGCUGCCUGGUCUAUUGUACUCUCUCGUUACUGUGAUUCGGAUGAUGUUUGCUUUGGUUCUGUUGUCUCAGGUCGUAAUGCUUCGGUCUCAGGACUUGCCUCGAUAACUGGACUCGUCACAGCCACAGUUCCAAUUAGGGUAAAGCUUAACCGCAGUUGCCCUAUAAAACAAUUCCUACAAGACAUACAAUCUCAAGCGCUAGAGAUGGUGCUGUAUGAGCAAUUUGGGCUUCAAAAUAUCGCAAAAAUCAACCAACAAACGAAAGAAGCAUGCAAUUUUUCCAGUCUGAUGGUAGUGCAACCAGCAAAGCAGAUGGGAUUUACAGAUAUCGGUAGCAGCUCUAGUCUAUUACACCCAGCUUCCGAAGGUGACAAUAUCGAGCAAAUGAUGCAAAACUUCUUUAAUUAUCCACUCAUAGUCCAAUGCAACUUGCUCGACGAUGAGAUUGACUUAAUGCUUAUGUAUGACACAGGCAUGUUUGCUCGUGAUCAACUUAUAGCACUUUCUCAUCAGUUCGACCAUGUUGUGAAGCAGCUUCUUUCGCCAGACGAACAAGUUUUAGAGGACAUAUCAUUGACUAGUGUUUGGGAUCGUGAGCAAGCCACCAAAUAUAACAAACAGAAUAUUGAGCUCGUCGAUUCGUACAUUUAUAACUUGAUCUCUGCGCAGGCGCUACGCAACCCUUUGCAUGAAGCCAUAUUUUCCUCAGAGGCAUCAAUGACAUAUGGUGAACUCGAUCACCUCUCGGCACUUCUAGCCAAUCAUCUUCGACUUCUCAAAGUCACACCCGGAACGCUGAUUCCGUUCUGCUUCGAAAAGUCAAUAUGGGCCAUUAUUGCGAUGCUUGGAAUUUUGAAGUCCGGUGCGGCGUUUGUUCCACUUGAUCCAUCACAUCCGCGUGCUCGUCUAGAGGCUGUAGUCAAAGAGACGAAUGCGACUGUGAUAAUAACCUCUCCAAGCUCUGCAUCAUCUUGUCAAGAUCUUGCUCAACAUAUUGUAGAAAUAUCCCCUUCAUUCAUCGCUGCACUUGAAGCCACUGCCAAGCUAAAGUCAGUACAUACAGUAUUUAAACAGUCGACUAGCGACACCGCCUAUGUGAUUUUUACUUCUGGGUCUACGGGAAAGCCAAAGGGCGUCGUUAUUCAUCAUGCCGCUCUUUGUACCACUAUCACUGGGUUGGGCAAGGUGCUUGGCACCAGCCCUUCGUCAAGAAUUUUCCAGUUCGCUGGCUAUGUAUUUGAUGCCAUGAUAUACGAGAUAUUCAUGACAUUGGCUUAUGGCGGAACGGUUUGUGUGCCUUCAGACACCGAACGUCUUCAAGAUGCACCAGCCUUCAUUUCCAAGUCGCGAUCCACCGAAGCCCUUCUAACGCCGUCUUUCGCCAGAACAAUUGUUCCAUCCCAAGUUCCCACGCUUAGAACGCUCAUUGUCGGCGGUGAGCCUGUGUCUAAAGAUUUGCUUGAAAUAUGGCACGGUAAAGUUCGUCUUAUUAACGCUUAUGGUCCAACUGAGAGCUGCGUCAUAGCAACAACGCACGAUGUUCGAUCAAGCAACGACUCGCACAGAAUUAUCGGGCAGGGUUUCAACUCUGCUUGUUGGAUUGUCGACCCAGAUGAUCGCCGCGGCUUGGCUCCUAUUGGAUGCGUUGGCGAGCUUGUGAUUCAAGGCCAUACGUUAUCUUGUGGCUAUUUAAACGACUUCGAGAAAACUCGCAAAGUUUUCAGCGACCAACUUAAUUGUCUAGGUCUCUCACAAAACAUCGGACCGUAUAAGUUCUAUUUUACCGGAGAUUUAGUCAGAUAUACGCCGGAUGGGCUUAUUGAAUACGUCGGGAGGAAAGAUUUACAGGUGAAGCUUCGCGGUCAGCGCCUUGAACUCGGUGAGAUUGAGUAUCACUUUAAAUGCUCCCUCGCUACCGUUGAACACGUCGUCGUAGAUGUUCUUCAUCACAAAUCAGGCAUGUCUCUCGUUGCUUUUGUUAGCUUCAAUGGCGGAACGCCCGAAGGCAGCCUCCUUCUCACUAUUGAUGAUUCCAUCCGUCCAUCAUUGGAGACUAUACGAGCCUACGUCAAGACUCGCGUUCCACCUUACAUGAUGCCUAGCUUAAUCUUGCCUAUUCGAUACAUGCCUUUCGUAACUUCCAUGAAGAUGAACCGCAGGAAACUACUUGAUUUGGCCGCUGGCUUGUCAACAGAGCAGAUGGCUAGCUAUUCUCUCACAAAACAAGAACGAGCUGAGCCAACAACGGAAGUGGAGAAAAAGAUAAUGGAUCUAUCAGCACAAAUUCUAAAAAUCGACCCUCGCGAGAUUAGUCGGCAUGAUAAAUUUCUGGAGAUUGGCGGGGACUCUAUUACUGCAAUUCAGCUGGUGAAUCUUGCUGGAGGAGCUGGCAUAAGCUUGACUGUGGCUGACAUCUUUAAGGAUUCUCAGAUAUCAGUUUUAUCUUCUUGGGCAAGCAGCCGGCAGCUAAACGUAACCACCCAUCUUGAACCGUUUGCCCUCUUGCCACCUGCCAAACACGACAAUUUACUGUCAGAGGUCUCUAGGCUCUGUGGCCUAAUCAAUAAGGACUUCGUAGAGGACGCAUAUCCAUGCACGCAACUUCAACAAGGCCUCAUGGCGUUAUCCGUCACGCAGCCAGGCUCGUACAUCGCGAAAAAUCUUUACAAACUCCCAAAGCAUGUUGAUAUAAAUCGAUUCAAAUCUGCAUGGGAGAGAACAAUAGAAAUCUGCAGCAAUUUACGAACGAGAAUUGUGCUCGUUGAUGGAAUGGCUAUCCAGGUCAUUCUACGAAAUUGUUAUGAAUGGGAUUUUUCUGAUGGUGUUGAUUUAUCCACCUAUUCCCAGAAGAUGUCCGCAACAAGUGUCAGCUAUGGCUCUAAUCUAGUUCGAUAUGCAUUACUACGAGGCGAUGAAGAUAAUUAUUUUAGUCUCACUAUGCAUCACAGCAUAUUCGAUGGCUGGUCAAUGGGUUGUAUCAUGGGUACAUUGGAUUCGAUCUAUCGAGAAAAUGAGCCACAAUCUUUGGCUCAGUACGCCCGCUUUGUCAAAUAUACUAUGGGACUUGAUCGUGAUGCCGCUCGAAAAUAUUGGCUGGAGCAGCUCCAUGACGCCAAAUGCGCUUCAUUCCCUUCGAACGCCACCACAACCUCCUCUGAUGAUCCUCUUACCAGCUACGUCAGCAAGAAAGUGGACUUUACCAACUAUCAUAAGACGUCUAUUACUAAAGCGUCGAUUAUAAGAGCAGCAUGGGCCAUCGUCCUUGCCCGCUAUUGUGAUACAACCGACAUAUGCUUUGGUGCCACUGUUUCAGGCCGGAACGCACCUGUUGUUGGCGCAGACUCAAUGCCUGGAGUUAUGCUAGCGACAGUACCAGUUCGUGUUCAACUUGACAAAGACCAGACAGUGUUCAAUUAUCUUAGCAACAUUCAGGAACAAAGCGCCGAGAUGGUUGCACAUGAGCAAUUUGGUCUGCCAAAUAUCUCCUCGCUAAGCGCGAAUGCUAAAGAUGCUUGCAACUUUUCCUCUUUACUUGUCAUCCAGCCCGCUGGAUUUUUCAUGAGAGAGAGUCAAGAUUCAGGUGCCAUUUUGAUAGAUGAUAGUUCUGAGCAAGACAUGGAAGAUAGGAUUCAAAACUUUAUCAACUAUCCUCUUGUGGUACAAGGUCUAGUAUACGACAAGGAAGUCGAAAUUGUUCUCAUGUACAAUACAAACUGCAUGACAAAAUCUCAAGCUGUGGCUGUUUCCGAGCAGUUGAACCACGUAAUUCAACAGCUGCUUUCCAAUACUGAGCAGGUGUUAGGAAGCAUAUCUGUCACAGGCCACUGGGAUCUUCAACAGGCAAUUCGCUGGAAUGCGGCCAGUCUUGAACCUGCUGACGUCUGCCUCCAUGGCCUUGUCUCAAAACAAGCUCAACGGCGACCAGAAUGCAAAGCAAUUUAUUUCACCGGAGGAAGCAUUAGUUUUGCCGAGCUCGAUCUUCUCUCUUCGCAACUCGCCAUUUUCUUAAAUAAAGAGGGCGUCAGGCCAGAGUCGUUUGUGCCAAUCUGUUUCGAGAAGUCACCGUGGGCUAUUGUGGCUAUGCUUGGUAUUCUCAAGGCUGGUGGUGCUUUUAUCCCAUUAGACCCAAGCCACCCUGUUGCUCGUCGACAGGCACUGAUUGAUGAGGUCGGAGCUCAAAUCAUGAUCGUGUCUUCCUCUGUUGCUACCGAGUGUGCGCAUUUAACCAAGACUAUGAUUGAGCUCUCACCAACUCUAAUUUCAUACCUAUCUGGUAUCAAAAAGACCAAAAUCGCAAACACAGCUACUCCAACAAGCGCAGCCUAUAUGCUUUUCACAUCAGGCUCCACCAGCAAACCCAAAGGCGUUAUUGUCGAGCAUCAGGGUAUUUGCACGUCUCUGUUGGGUGAACACAAGGCAUUCAACACUAAUGAGAACUCGCGCUGGUUCCAGUUCGCCAAUUACGUGUUUGACGCUUGCAUUACAGAAAUAUUUGCUGCAUUGACAGCAGGGGGCACCGUAUGCGUACCCACUGAGACAGAGCGGAUGCAUCAAACUGCAAAAUUCAUAAUGGAUGCGCAAGUGAAUAUCGCUUUAUUGACACCGACAGUCAUCAAGACUCUUGCACCUGAAUCAGUGCCUUCACUCAAGACGCUCAUUCUUGGUGGUGAAGCUGCAUCAAAGGAUAUCAUUGAGACGUGGUAUGGACAGCUGGACCUGCGCAACGCCUAUGGCCCGGCAGAGGCUUGCAUUGCUUCUUCCGCUCAUAUUUACACGUCUCCCACGGAUUCUGCUACAACCAUUGGGCGUGGAUUCGCUCACCAUUGCUGGAUUGUAGAUCCUGAUGAUUAUCAGCAACUUGCACCCAUUGGCUGCAUAGGAGAACUUUUAGUGCAAGGUCCUGCUUUGGCACGGGGAUACUUUAAAGAUGAAAGCAAAACGAGGAGUUCAUUCGUCGAAGAUGUCAGCUGGCUACCGAUAGAAAACACAAGGUUCCGACGAUUCUACAAAACAGGAGAUUUAGUUCGGUACGGCGAGGAUGGUAUUAUGGAAUAUCUUGGAAGAAAGGACACACAGAUCAAGAUUCGGGGACAGAGAAUAGAGGUGGGAGAGAUUGAAUAUCAGAUGAAGAGACUGGAAGCUACAUUCGAGCAUGUUGCUGUGGACAUCAUUCAGGAAAAGUCUCUCGCGGCAUUUGUUAGCUUCAGAACCGAAGGAAAUACGGACGGUGUGACAGGAAAUGUCAAAUUCCGAGCCAGAGACGAUACUAUGGGAGAAUUAUUCUCUCGGACAUUUGCCAACCUGAGCCGCGUUUUGCCUCAGCACAUGAUGCCAUCAUACGUUAUACCAGUCGCGAAUAUGCCUCACAACAGUGCCGGCAAACUUGAUCGAAAGUUGCUUCUGCAAACAGCCGCUCAGCUGUCUAUUGAUGAUCUGGCUCAAUAUUUGUCCGGUCAGCGGACGAUCUUCCGCGACUGUUCCAACGAAACUGAGCGUUGGAUUCGGUCCCAAUGGGCACAUGUGUUGAACCUGCCAGCAGAAUCUAUCAGCGUGGACGAUAAUUUCUACCAGUUGGGUGGUGAUUCCAUUCGCAUUGUCACUCUUGCUAAAGCCAUUCUAAAUGAGUAUGAAGUAUCUUUGGGCCUUUCUAUACUGAAUAGCAAACACACAACAGUCAGCAAUAUGGCCAAGUUCAUUCAAAAUGCAUACGCAGAUACGGCUGGUGCACUUGUUCGGUGCAAUUCACCACAGCAUGGGUUAGAGCGAAUCAGAACAACAGCCCAGGCAGCUCGAUGGUGGCGUAAGCACGACGCGAAGAAGAUUGAGGUUUGGGUCGGCGACCUAGGCAAACCCCAGCUAGGACUUAACGCCUCUCAAUGGGAGCAACUUUCGGGGACCUCUACCCACCGUAGCAAUGUCAACGCCAUUGUUCACAACGGCGCCGUGGUCAACUGGAAUGCGGAUUACGAUAAGCUUGUGGCGCCAAACGUCAACUCGACUAUUGAUCUGCUAAAUGCCGCAGCCUCCUCCCCAGUCAAUCCUCGAUUUGUCUUCGUUUCGGGAGGGCUGAGGACAGACCCGGACGAACAUACGGCAACAGUGGCUACACAGCUUGAUGGGCUGAACGGCUAUGUUCAAACUAAGUUUGUGUGCGAAAGCGUCAUCCAAGAUGUUGUAAAAAGCCUGCCGAGAGAGCAAAACAGACUAUCCAUAGUCAAACCCGGUCGCAUCAUUGGUUCAGCGAAUAAUGGAGUCGCCAACGUCGACGACUUGAUUUGGCGCGUCGUUUCAGGAGCUGCCGCGAUGCAUGCCUACCCGGUAGAGCCCUUGGAAAAUUGGAUGUACAUUGCGGAUGUUGACAGUGUUGCUUCUGCGGUUCUGCGCCAAGUCUUCCAUGAGAAUGCCAUAGACUCGUUUGUUCAUGUGACUGGUGGUAUGCCAACUCCUGUGUUCUGGGAAAAGGUCAACGAAGAGCUGGAUAUGAAGUGCAAGCCCGUAUCAUGGGCUGAAUGGAAACAGUCAGCACACGUCGCCAUGGCUGAAGCUGGAGAUAAGCACCCUCUUUGGCCCGUACAGCAUUUCCUCGGAGCUCUUGGUGCUCCAAGAUCAGCCAAGGAACUGGCUACUGAAUCCUCGGAGCAUGAGCAAUGGCACAAAGCCGUGAAGAAGAAUGUGCAGCAUUUGAUGGAGAUUGGAUUUAUUGCGUCGUCUGUGGGCGAGCUGGGAAAUGUGAAGGACGGUGCUAUUAAGCGACUGCAUUAA